Molecule: messenger RNA, 19305 nt
Organism: Porites lobata
Lineage: Eukaryota; Metazoa; Cnidaria; Anthozoa; Scleractinia; Poritidae
Source: the annotation of a GenBank genome assembly
AGCUAUGAUUGUGCGCCUUGCAACAUGCAAAUAUUGAACUACUGGAAGCGAGUAAAACUGUAAUUGCUUUGGAACUGAUGAAUCAAACCCGUUGUCGAAAUGUCUGCCGUCGAAUACAACAGCCUGAUCUUCGAAAUAAGCCAGAGACUAGAUGAACUGAAUGUGGGAAGGAAGUUGAUCGUUAUGUGUAGAGGGAAGGUGGCACCUCGAAGCGAAGGAAACAUGCAAGAUGCUUUCUCGUUGUUCGUAGAACUGGAAGGAAAAGAAUUUCUAGGACCUGAUAAUCUGGAUGUGUUGAAAGACCUGUUAAAAGGUGUUAAGGAAUGGGCCCUUUUGGAAGAAGCUGAAAAAUUUGAGAACAAAAGAAAAGAAUACGACGUCUUACUUAAGAAGAUCAUUCGAGUACUCGACGAGCUAAAUGAUGUGGAACGGCUCGUCUCAAUUUGCAGAGAAAAGAUACCGCCAGAAAGGCGAGGCAACAUUCCUGAUGUACGAUCAUUGUUUAAGGAGCUGGAAAACAACAACUGUCUGGGAAUUAACCGUCUUGGCAUCUUGAAAGAGAUUUUGGCCCAGACGCAGAAAAGCGAUCUGUUAACUACCGUUAAGGACUUUGAGGAGCGCAGAACUCGGGAAGAUAAGUUUGAAAGGCGAAAAGGUAUGCACCGUGCAUUGAAUGUCUUUUGUGAUUACUUUCAUUUCGUUGUUUGUAUGAGUUUUUCAGUCUUAUGACAGUCCAUCUUCCAUAAUUUUAAGCCUGACUUCGACCCACCUCGAUGGCGUUUGUGUAUGUGCGAUUUAAAACCUUACUUGAACUGUUUUUUUUUUAGCACGAGCAGCUGCUAUUGUUUCGGCGGCCAGGGAUAAUUUGACUGGAGGUGAGUUUUAGUACAGUUAAAUCAACAAUUACAAACGCAUGAAAUGUAGUAUUGUAGUAUUGUCUGGGGUAAUUGCGGCAAAACGCUCUCUGAAAGAUUACAAAAACUGCAGAAUCGUGCUGCUCGCAUUUUGACUUUCUCCUCCUAUGAUGCUGACUCUCGCUACGUGUUACAGCAACUUGUUUGGAAAGACCUGAUCACCCAGCGUCAAAUUCAAGUAGCUUUAAUGGUGUUCAAAGCUCUUAAUGAUCUGGCUUCUGACUAUUUAUCCUCUAUGUUUACUGAGCGCAGUGUGUCAGGCUAUGUCUUAAGGGACUCUACGAACAAAUUAAAUGUCCCUAUACCAAGAACCAACUACCUAAAAAGGAGCUUUAGCUAUAGAGGUGCAACUCUCUGGAACAGUCUGCCCUGCAAUCUUAGGCAAAAGAAAUCUCUAAAUCGUUUUGAGCAAUUGUUAAACUUUAAUGUCUUAUUGGUGCUUAAUUGCUUCCAUGUAACAUAUUCUACACUUUUCACUACAAUCUAACUUCAACCUCUCUUCUCCUUUUGAUUUUCCCUUUAUCUGGUAGCCUCAUGAUCAAACAGUCUAAGCAACUUUCUACUGCCGUUGUCGUGUUUGUUCAGAUAACUUUAAGAAUUUUCUUAUCUUUUUGUGUAGUUUUGACUAUCAAGACUGUUUUCAAAGGGAUUGCAGGAGGUAUCGUCAUUGCUUCUGCCUUUGAACUCCUGAGACGUGGUUCCACAUAUGAGCAGCUCGUCACUGCCGUAAAUGACUGUCUACUUCCCGCUGGUGCUAAACUGAUACAAAUAGCUGAAGGCAGUGUGAAUCUCAAAGUUCAGGCAGAGAAUCGUUUAGCUCUCGACAGUUUAUGGCGAAUGUACAAGAAUGGCACACUGAAAGCCCGCCUGGAAGCCUUGUUUGUUACAGAUGAAAUGAGAGAGGUUGCUGGUGGUGAAGGAGUGGAAGUUAUUGUGACCAUCGACGAACAAGAAUAUGAGAAAGCUCGAAACGAGUUAACUACUCAGGCAAGAGGUGAGAAAAGUGUUCCCGCGAUGAUUCCCCACUUUAAAAAAAGUACACAAUAGUCAGUAAAAUGGGCUUUGGUGAAAAGGUGUUAUCUUUCUUUCUUAGUUCUUUCUGAAUUUUGCGUGUGAUGGCUAAAGCUACAAUCGGCGACAAAAUUGUUGAGGCAUUGUACUCAAAUAGAGUAACUUCAGAGGACAAAAGAAUCCACACCCCUCCUCUCCAUUCAAGGUUGAGGUGUUUGUUGUUUUCUAUAGGUAGCUGGAACAGCGGCACAACAUUGUAUGGAGGGGACAGGGUAAGAAAAGCUUUAUUUUCCCCUUUUGAAGUCAGAGAAAUGUCAGAAAGUCCCUUUAGGGCGAUAGUGUCUCAACUAAUUUUGUCGCCGAUUUUAGUUCCAAGCACACGGUGCCUAUCUCCUUCCAUCCCCGGGCAUUUGUCGGAAAUUGUCCUUUUUUUCCUCUGCAAAUACCCCUCAUUGCAGCCAGUCGAUUUAUACAAAUAUCUUUCCGUGGAACUUAAAAGAUAUGAACAAACGUCCCACCUCUGGGCUCGGGGAACAAAGCAAAAGUUAUGCUCUUUCUUUGAAAAUCACAAAUCUGCGAAUAAAGUCAAUGAAUGAACGAAACAGCAAGAAACUCGCAAGCAACGGAGUGCUUAAUAAAAAUCCAGUAGAGUAUAAAAUAUAUCUUUGCGAGUUUUCCCGAUAUUGCCGGGGUGCACCGCAAAGAAUUGAAGAACGGCUUGACUUUCCAAGAUUUUACCGAGAGACACGUCGCGAAAUUGAACCUUUCUCGAAAGCACCUGUCAUCUAAUAAGAUAAACCUUCCUGUGGCUGAUUUCGUCUUUAAUUCGAAAGAAGAGGACUAGAUCAUUCAUCGUUUUUGGUAUUCUUAUAGUGAACUCUUAUAGUUCUUUACUGACUUUAUGUGACUUCGUUCACCUAUCAUUUCAGUUAUGUAUAAUUGUGUAUAUUUUCACUACCAUUUUGACUUCAGAUGAUCCUGUGGGCAAAGACGAAAAGCGGCCUAAAUACCUAGAUCAGGACAAAUAUGACUACAUUCAGAAUUAUUUAGAACAAGCCAGAGAAGAAACCAAGGAUGGCGAUUCACACAGCGUAACUACAGACACAAGUGACAGUGGAAUGGUGGGAUCAAAUAGUGCAUCAUCUGAAGUUGGAACAGAAGACACCAGCGGUAAGCAUAUACUUUGAAAUACAAAAACAUAAGCCGUUGUUAAUACAAGAUAACAGAGCCUUUCUAACUAGUCUUGUGAAAAUUUUAUAAAGAAAUCAACUCCUUGUAAUUUUUAUAUUGCUCCCCUUGCCUGGGCAACCCGAUCUUACAGUGCUGACUACUAUAUAACCGGGGCCACCUUGACAAAGUUGACCAAUUGGAUGGCAGGAAAAUAACAAUACAUUCCGAGAAAGUUGGUUGUCAAUUGUAAAUACUAUGGAACGAAAUCAACAACAUGGAUUGUACUCAACCAAUUACCACUUAGAGACGUGAUCGUAAACCCGCUGAAGAAAGCCUAUGUUUCCUGAAAGGUUAGAGUGUUGGCGAAGGAGAAAAAUGUAAACGUUAGAUAUGUUUUUGACUUGAGGUCGCAUGUUUAUUGCAAGUGCGUCAAUAGUGGCAAGGAAAUUGCUUGAAGAUGACCAAAUAACAGCUUGUGUCAGACAAAUAUAUCUCCUAGGUGUUAUACGUAAAGUUUCGAAAAGAAAAACAUUGACUGGCGAAACAUUUUGCUUUCUUGAAAAACGUUUGCUAACGAGUAACUUAUCGUUUUCUUACGAGUUGUUGAUUGGCCCAUGCCACCUUCGUUGGAAUGUAUUGUUAUUUUCCUGUAAUCUGAUUGGCCAACUUUGUUUAAUGGCCCCGGUUACAGUACCCUGCGAGCAGAGGCUACAUUUUCGCUGUGUUAGCUAGCGUGCGAAAAGUGGCCUCUGCCGACCACCGUUCAAUUUUCUAUCGUGCAUGCGCGAAAUUCGUCACGCGAUUGAAGCGAUUCGCAAGGAAACAGGUCUGUCGGUCUGCACUCAGGUCUGUCGUCAAAUUGCGGGAGUUUCGCGGGAAUAAAAAACAUUGCGACAACUUCUGGGCUGAGUUUCUCAAAGCAUGGUUAGCUUUAACCAUUGGUUAAGCAGUAUCAAAACCAAUACGUUGUCAAGGUAUUAAACGCUGGUUAACGCUAACCAUGCUUCGAGCAACUGGGCCCUGAUCUGCUGCGCAAGACUCACGCAAGACUCAGGCAAGACUCACGCAAUACUCUAAACCGGUGAAGAACAGGAAAAAGCCAUUUUUUUAAUUUCAUCCGUCCAGAUUUCUGGACGGAUUUGAACGGUUGUUGGCAGAGGCUACUUUUCGCACGCCAGCUGACACAGCGAAAAUGUAGCCUCUGCUCAGAGGGUAAAUACAUACAUAAUUUAAAUACAGGGUACGGUUACAGUAGUCGCACUAUAAAGCGAAAUUUGACAAAAAAAAUACUUUUUAUUUUGACAUGUUGAACGCCUCGAAGGUUUUAUGCAGAUGAGCCACUUCUAGCUAAUCACAGAAGACUUACGUAAGCAUUAAUUUGAGUUAGGAAGAUGGGUUUGGUAGUCAGUAUAAAAUCAAGGUGCGACAACGAUAUUCAGAGAGAGUGCAUUCCUGAUACUGCAAUGUAAAGUUGUGAUGAAUAAGCCUAGUUAAAGGUUAAAGAGAGGAAAGUUAACAAAAGUAAGACUUGGUGUUUUGUUUAAGGGGAACCGCUAGUUCCCGUCAAGUUUCCUCCGAGAAUAAGCGUGAUUAAAUCCCGUUUUUUAUUUCCUGUAUUUACAGUAUGUCUUAUGACGUCAGAUAUAAGCCUGUCAAUUUCGUGAUCAGCAGAAAGGGUGUGCCAAAGAAAUUUAGACAUAUAAAAGAUCUCAUUAUUUUUGUUUUUUAAAAACGCCGUACAUAACCGUGCAUAACCUUAUAUAGCCCUAUAUAGACAUACAUGGCCCUACAUAGCCGUAUGUAGCCCUACAUAACCCUGCAUAGCCCUACAUAGCCCUACAAAGUCCUACAUAGCCAUACAUAACCUUACAUAGCCAUACAUAGCCCUACAUAACUCUACAUGGCCAUAUACAGCCCUACAUAACCCUACGUAGACAUACAUAGCCCUACAUAGCCAUACUUAGCCACACAUAGCAAUACUAACCCUACAUAGCCCUACUAGCCCUACAUAGUCCUACUAACCCUACAUAGCUCUGCAUAACCCUACUAGCCCUACAUAACCCUACUAGCCCUACAUAGCUCUACAUAACCCUACUAACCCUUCAUAGCCCUACUAGCCCUACAUAGCCCUACUAACCCUACAUAGCCCUACUAGCCCUACAUAACCCUACUAACCCUUCAUAGCCCUACUAGCCCUACAUAGCCCUACUAACCCUACAUAGCUCUACACAACCCUACUAGCCCUACAUAGCCCUGCUAGCCCCACAUAGCCCUGCUAACCCUACAUAGCUCUACAUAACCCUACAUAGCGCUACUAGCCCUGCAUAGCCCUACAUAACCCUAAUUAGUAUAUACACACUCAGUGAUCUUGGUGAUUUAAGCAAUAAUCUGAUUGGUUCGCUAUCUCGGACUAUUCAACAAUAUUCACCUCCUAGCGAGUGGAUAAUGUGUGAGCUCGGUUUUUUUCUCAUUUUCUUAGAGAAAGAUCUUUUAAAAGUCGACAAAAUCUUAAGGUUGACUUUUUUCAGGCAAGAAAAGACUUCGAAGGAUUCAAAACGGCGUUUUUCCAUUUAGUGUUGUUGAGUUUUGUGGUCGAUGGAUUGUUUUCAACUCCCGUUUAUUCACCUAGAAGAGGCCGUUUCGUGAACUCAGCGUUUCCUAACAAGAAAAAUUUGGCCCAAAAACGAAGUUUAUUUAUGACAAACAAAUUUGGAAGCAAAUGUUUGCAGAAAUUCUACGUUUCAAGUAAACACGAGAAAGAAUGCUACAUGAAGACGACGUCUUACCUCCAGGAACCGAAUCGCCAUCAUUGUCAGCACUUCAUGCGAAGAACGACACAACAAACCUUUUCGGCCAUAAACUUGGCGAGUCAACAGAAAACAACAAAGCUCUUCUUUUCUUCUCAGGUAAGGAAACAAUUCAAACUUUUAGCGGUUCCAUUGAAGUCAUUACACUGUUGUUUGCGAAGUGAUAAGCUUGUGGAUUGCCAUGUUUGAAAAUUCUACAAAGAUCUAUUUUUAAACUGUCGCGCGUCUAGCUGACCUGAUCUGUCAGUCAAAUCGUACCUUUUAAUGGUUUCCUCUCUGAUUUUGUUGAGAUCACUUCGUGUGUAUAUACUAAAACAAUUAUUCUUUUCAAUCUCGGUGAAUAGUGGCUUUAGGAAUAUUUACCUCGCCACUUCGUGGCUCGGUAAACGUUUUGCCACUAUUCACCUCGAUUUUAAAGAACAAUUGUUAAAUAGCCCUACAUAGCCAUACAUAGCCAUACAUAACCCUACAUAGCCAUACAUAGCCCUACAUCGCCCUAUAUCGCCCUACAUAGCCCUACAUAACCCUACAUAACCCUACUAACCCUACAUAGCUCUACAUAACCCUACUAACCCUACAUAGCCCUACUAGCCCUACAUAGCCCUACUAACCCUACAUAGCUCUACAUAACCCUACAUCGCCCUAUAUCGCCCUACAUAGCCCUACAUAGCCCUACACAGCCUUACAUAACCAUACAUAGUCCCACAUAGCUACACAUACCCCUACAUAGCCAUGCAUAUCCCUACAUAGCCAUACAUAGCCCUGCAAAGGCAUACAUAGUCAUAAAUAGCUCUUUAUAGCCCUACAUAACUCUACAUGGCCAUUUAUAGCCCUACAUAACCCUACAUAGUCAUACAUAGACAUACAUAGCCAUACAUAGCCCUACAUAGCCAUACAUAACUCUACAUAACCCUACUAACCCUACAUAGCCCUACUAGCCCUACAUAGCCCUACUAACCCUACAUAGCUCUACAUAACCCUACUAGCCCUACGUAGCCCUACUAGCCCUAUAGAGCCCUGCAUAACCCUACUAACCCUACAUAGCUCUACUAGCCCUACAUAGCCCUACUAACCCUGCAUAGCUCUACUAAUCCUCCAUAGCCCUACAUAGCCCUACUAACCCUACAUAGCUCUACAUAACCCUACUAGCCUUACAUCGCCUUACUUGCUCUACAGAGCCCUAAAUAGCCCUACAUAGCCCCACAUAGCUCUACAUAGCCAUACAUAGCCCUACAUAACCCUACAUAGCCAUACAUAGCCCUACAUAGCCCUAUAUAGCCCUACAUAGCCCUGCAUAGCCCUACACAGCCCUACAUAGCCAUACAUAGCCCUACAAAGCUACACAUAGCCCUACAUAGCCAUACAUAUCCCUACAUAGCCAUACAUAGCCCUACAUAGGUAUACAUAGUCAUAAAUACUCUGCAUAGCCCUACAUAGCCGUGCACAGCCCUACAUAGCCCUACAUAGUCCCACAUAGACAUAAAUAGCCAUAGUAGCCCUACAUAACCAUACUUAGCCAUACAUAGCCAUACAUAGCCUUACAUAGCCCUACAUAACCCUAUAUAACCCUACAUAGCCCUACAUAGCCAUAAAUAGCCCUACAUAACCCUACAAAGCCCUACAUAGCCCCACAUAGCCAUAGAUAGCCCCACAUAGCCAUACAUAACCUUACGUAGCCAUACAUAGCCACAGAUAACCCUACAUAGCCAUACAUAGCCGUACAUAGUCCUAGGUAGCCCGAUAUAGCCCUACACAGUCCUACAUAUCCCUAAAGAUCCCCACAUAGCCCUACUAGCCGUUCAUAACCCUACAUAGCCCCACAUGGCCAUUAUAACCCUACAUAGCUGUACACAGCCCUACAUAGCCAUACAUAGCCCUACAUAGCCGUGCACAGCCGUACACAGCCCUGCAGAGCCAUACAUAGCCAGACAUUGCCCUACAUAGUCAAACAUAGCCCUACAUAGCCAUAUAUAGCCCUACAUAGCCCUAUAUAACCGUACACAUCAUCUGCAGGAGCUUGACAUGGCAAACCGAGUGAAAAGCUUUUUUGAAAUGCAGACCAAGCAGGCAUAAAUCUUUUCCUUGUGAUUAUGAACGUUACUAGCUUAUCUUUCAAGGUUCGGAAUGUAAAGACGUGGUCUGCUGUGCGGUUAUUUGGUAAAAAGAAAAAAGCCAACUUGAGAUUCAAUUGUGAAAUGUAUUUAAAGACAUGACAUGUUUGAGGAGUCGUUGGUUUAAGAUAGAACAAAAUUGAACAGUUUUCCCAGGUAGAUGGAGACAGAUAUACCUCGGAAAUUUGCCGGGUCAUUACUCCCGCCCGAUAUUAUAGAUGGGAGUAAUAAGACCACCACAUGACGACUGAGGCAUGGUACCUGUGGUAGGAAUUGAAUCAAAUAAUUUGUCAUUUACAGGCAUCAAAGUGUCAAGACUAGCUUUCACCAUUUCACUUCUAAUUGUAUCUGAAAAUGGUGAUUUAUUAUUCUUUAAUUUACGUAUUUCGUUUUUAAUAAUCCAGAAGUCUAGGGGACGAGAGUGUUCACCAUGACGUUCAUUUGUUUGCAGCUUAUUGUAAAUGUUUUACUGGGCUGGGUUAAAAGAGUCAUUUGAAUGAAGAGUUUGGAAAUAUUGUAGCCAAUUUUCUUCUGAGAUUGAUAGGGCAUCCUCUCUGGUACGUAACCCUAUAUACCCCGACAGAUUCCAGGUAUUAUGGAAUUUACAUACUGGGGGAUUUGAAUUGUUUUAAAUCCGUUAGAGGAUUACACUACCCAUUUAUUGGACUUGAUGGUUGAAUAUCAAUUGGCACAAUCAAUCAAAGAACUUACCGAGUUAAUGCCAAAUCGUAUACUCGUAUUGAUGUAUUUAUUACAUAGUUAUACACCCUAGGGGUGACACUCACAUAAAAGUGAAGGGGAUGCUCAUCGUUUCCCUUAGUGAUGUAAAUUGCCGAUUUUGGUGCCACUCAGUAAAGUUACUUUCGACACUAUUUGCCCGUUAAGGUAUCGCUUAGGGCCGUACAUAAAUAUAUUUAAAAAAAAAUUUGCGUGACACUGACCUUACAGAAAUAUAUUAAAAGAGAACAUGACAUCCCUGGCAUUUAUUUAGGUCCCUAGCUAGCUUUUCUAUAGAUGUCUGUUUUAGUAUGGGGUCCCACGCCCUCGCUGGUCUCCUUAGGGGUUUAGUAAUUUUAAUUUUCCCACGAGCACCGGGGCCUCACAUAGUCAUACACAUCGUCAGUUCUUGAUUGCCAAAACGGCCGCAUAAAGAUCGGUCAAGCUAGGUUGUGAUAUUAUUGCGGACACCAAUGGAUGUAACGAAAUAAAGCAACUAGUGAUUCUACCUCGCUCUGCAAUAGACCUUUCCUUGUUCAUUUUUUCCCACCUUUUUAAUGGAGGGACAAGUCCGCCAACUCCACUGGGAAGUGCGCCUUUGAAUUAGUUAAAUUACCAGGUUUGAAAAUGAUUUUUGUAAACUAACCAAGAUAUAGCUUCUCAAAGUGGCAAAAUGUUUCAAAAUUUUAUUGGCGAAAUUAGCGAAAUUUUCUAUGGGGGGCGCGGGGGGGCACAAAUUUACCCCCCACCAUACAAACGUCGACACCGUCACUUUCAAAUUUGGCAGUCUCCCAAACUUUGAGGCUUCUUUCUAGUGGUAUUGACAGAUUUUUUCCUUACUGGUCCAUGUCAAAAGUUUAAAAAACCGUCGAAAGGUCUAUCCAUACACGUUCCACUCGGGAUGCGAAUUUUGACAAAUACAUAAAGCCUUUACGUGAGAUCCCCGCUUUGCGUGGUGUAACCGGUAGAAAAAGUGGACGGCGGGAGUUGUAUCCGGGUGUUUUCGCUUAAUAUAAAUGGGCCUAUGUCUGAAGCCUCCCCUGCAGAUGAUCUUAGGAGGUUCGUCACGCGUUCCUGGGGCAGGAACGCGUGACGCACCCCUAAGAACGUUUGCGGGGACGCUACUAUAUCUGGGGCUGAGAGGGGGUAUUUCCACUCACUCGGAAUUGAAAGGCGUGUGCCGCCAGGGGUCGUCUUUGUAACGUUUGGGUUUGGAUUACUUUUACAGCGUACUUGUUACUCGCUGAAAUGGAAAAUUAGUUUGUGGAUAGUUAUUUAUAAAAUUCGUAUUUGAAAGACGAACCACAUACUUUACUUCUAGAGCGGAGUCAAGAGGUAUUUUGGGGUGGCAGAAAAACAAAUCCAGACUUGGUUUAUCAAGGCUGUGCUCCAGCAGAGCCCGGUGGCCCGUGGCACCCAACUUUUGUUCUCGGGCGACAAGAAAAUCUUAGCUUUUUCAUAGAAAUCAUAUGCUGGGCACUCUGGAUUUCACAAUGGGCUCUCUUCAAUUUUUCUUAGAGCACAGCCUUGUUUAUUUGUAAGGUGCUCCCAAUGAGUGUUUUCGGCUAACUUCCUUCCCUAUGAUAUAAUUUGGGCGGAAGGGUUUCUCACACGAUUCUUGAGUUCAGAUGGUAGAGAAAGCGCAAAGGGAACAGAGCAGGAAAGAACGGCGAGAAUGAACACCUACAAGAGUCUUGAGACUACGAACCUGAGAAUACUGGGUAAUCACUAUUAUAAAUACAAACUUCGUUUACAGCAUUUUGAUUAACCAACUUGGCUUUGAAAAACAACUUUAUAAUGGGUUUAUACAUCAAUCUAACUACUAAUUUAUAAAAUAAUCCUUAAAAAAAUCGUUUUGCGUAUUGAUCGAUCCUGGGUGACAAAAUAUUGCCACAAUCGUGCUAUAGUUUCGCAAAACAUUAUAAAUGCAAAACAUAUGUACGUUUCUUCCUUGAAACGUACGCUAUACGGUCAGAAACAUUGUUUAUAUGAUGGCUAUGAAGAAUCUUACAAGGUGUAACACUUGCCUUAUAUCUAUAAUUUGCAUUACCGUAAUUGGUUAGCGCAUUAAGCCGAAAAAAAAAACUUUCAAAUGGCAUUAGGCAUCACUCAAAUGAUGAUUAUAAAGCAAACAAAAUGUUCUUGGUAAGUUGAUUGCCGAUUGAUACUCUUAGUUUUUCAAAAAUGGUGAACCUUUACAACUCUCUUAACAAGUUCAAAAUGUUGUGGACCACAGAUAGGUUUUAAGUUUAUUGAACUAUAUGUAUGGCUAUGUAGGGUUAUGUAGGGCUAUUUAUGGCAUGAUGUAGAGCUAUGUAGGAUUAUGUAGGGUUAUGUAUGACUAUGUAGAGCUAUGUAGAGCUAUGUGUUGCUAUGUAGGGCGAUGUAUGGCUAUGUACGGCAAUGUACGGCUAUGUAGGCUACGUAGCACUAUGUAGGGUUAUGUAGGGCUAUGUAUGGCCAUGUAGGGCUAUGUACAGCUACUAGGGCUAUGUAGGGCUAUGUAGGGCUAUGCAGAGCUAUGUAUGGUUGUGUAGGGCGAUGAAUGGCUAUGUAGGGUUAUGUAGAGCUAUGUAGGGUUAUGUAGGGCUAUGUAUGGCUAUCUAGGGCUAUGCACAGCUACUAGGGCUAUUUAAGCCUAUGUAGAGCUGUGUAUAGUCUGCUACACAGCCGUUUUUGGUGUCGUCACGCAACGCUCCUCCCCACUAACGGCUGCUGAAAACCGAACUGCAUUCCUUUCCCUUUGUGUUUGUGGUCUAACGAACAAACCAAUCACGUACAAGAAAUUUGACAAAUACGUGAGCCGCAGGGCGCUAGGAAGCGAGCACGCUUCUCAGUUUUCGACAAAUCAAUCAAUCGUCGCUGAAAAUAGACGGGCUCUGUGUUUUCAAGCAACGAAAAGGUUAAUUUGCAAAAAAGUUUGUUUUAGGCGGUCAAGAAAGUUCCAAGUGAAAAAAUGGUUUGAUAGGCCUAGAAAACUUUUACCAAGAUCGGUUGGUUCUUCAUUUAACGUGCAUAUAUGCUGAUAUGUAGUGAAGAAUUUAAUGUACCGGAUGUGCUCAUUGUGUUCUGUGAAGACUAAACUCUCAAGGGUACUGAUUCAAAAAGCAAUCUUAUAAAUUAUCGAUGAGCGAUUUCCCGAAGCUAUACCUUUAAGCAACUUUAUGAGCACAUCCAUGUUGUGAAUCGCAAUUUGCUCGACUUGCUUGCUGUUGCUGCUUAUCUCCUAAAUUUUGAAUAGGACUCGACUACGACAACACUGUAGUUAAUUGCUUGUUUUCACGCGAUGAUUUUGAUUAUUCUGUCAUUCACACAUGGGGCAACGAUAAAAGCAAAGCUGUGAUUGGAGGAGUCACAGCACCGCAAAGAUGGCGCGAACACCUUCCAGAAAAUGGGAGCUGAAUUAUAAUUGGCUAAUCACGGGAAAGGAAUGUAGUUCGAUUUUCAGCAGCCGUUAGUGGGGAGGAGCGUUGCGUGACGACACUAAAAACGGCUGUGUAGCAGACUAAGCUGUGUAUGGCUAUAUAGGGCUACGUAGGGCUAUGUAUGGCCAUGUGGGGCUAUGUAGAGCAAAGUAGGGCUAUGUAUGGCUAUGUAGAGCAAUGUAGGGCUAUGUAUGGCUAUGUAGGGUUAUGUAUGGCUAUGUAGGGCUAUGUAGAGCAAUGUAGGGCUAUGUAGAGCAAUGUAGGGUUAUGUAUGGCUAUGUAGGGCUAUGUGGAGCAAUGUAGGGCUAUGUAUGGCUAUGUAGGGCUAUGUAGAGCAAUGUAGGGCUAUGUAUGGCUAUGUAGGGCUAUGUAUGGCUAUGUAGGGCUAUGUGGAGCAAUGUAGGGCUAUGUAUGGCUAUGUAGGGCUAUGUAUGGCUAUGUAGGGCUAUGUAGAGCAAUGUAGGGCUAUGUAGGGCUAUGUAUGACUAUGUAGGGUUAUGUAUGGCUAUGUAGGGUUAUGUAUGGCUAUGUAGGGCUAUGUAGAGCAAUGUAGGGCUAUGUAGAGCAAUGUAGGGUUAUGUAUGGCUAUGUAGGGCUAUGUGGAGCAAUGUAGGGCUAUGUAUGGCUAUGUAGGGCUAUGUAGAGCAAUGUAGGGCUAUGUAUGGCUAUGUAGGGCUAUGUAUGGCUAUGUAGGGCUAUGUGGAGCAAUGUAGGGCUAUGUAUGGCUAUGUAGGGCUAUGUAUGGCUAUGUAGGGCUAUGUAGGGCAAUGUAGGGCUAUGUAGGGCUAUGUAUGGCUAUGUAGGGUUAUGUAUGGCUAUGUAGGGUUAUGUAUGGCUAUGUAGGGCUAUGUAGAGCAAUGUAGGGCUAUGUAUGGCUAUGUAGGGCUAUGUAGAGCAAUGUAGGGCUAUGUAUGACUAUGUAGGGUUAUGUAUGGCUAUGUAGGGCUAUGUAGAGCAAUGUAGGGCUAUGUAGGGCUAUGUAUGACUAUGUAGUGUUAUGUAUGGCUAUGUAGGGCUAUGUAUGGCUAUGUAGGGCUAUGUAGAGCAAUGUAGGGCUAUUUAUGGCUAUGUAGGGCUAUGUAGAGCAAUGUAGGGCUAUGUAUGGCUAUGUAGGGUUAUGUAGAGGAAUGUAGGGUUAUGUAUGGCUAUGUAGGGCUAUAUAGAGCUAUGUAGGGCUAUGUAAAGCAAUGUAGGGCUAUUUAUGGCUAUGCAGGGCUAUGCAGAGCAAUGUACGGCUAUGCAGGGUUAUGUAGGGCUAUGUUGAGCAAUGUGGGGCUGUGUAGCAUAGUGCUACUGUAGUCAUACCGCAUAUUAACUAACGUGAAACCACUAUAUAUAUAUGAUGCUUACACCACGUACUUACCCCGAGGCUCUGUGCCACACACUCGCACUAUCGUUUUUGUUAUAUCAUAUAUCAGAUAUGAUCACUGACAUUUCAAAGGGAAAGAAUUUGCUAGUGGUCUCACCAGUUUGCUAGUGGAAAAAACUCUUACUAGCAAAACUUUGGAAGUGCACUAAAAAGUUAACGUCGAGCCCUGCCUUCUACAAUUGCCUGUUUCUCGGCGGGUUCAGGAUAUGCAGGGAUGUUUAGUGCAGCAGACAUUCUUCAAAUAGCAGCUGUCAUCCGCUAAUCCUUCGAGUUGUAUUGUUAAUGUUCUUGCAAUUGCUUCAGUUUUAGGCAGUAGUUCGAAUAUUUCUUCGCAAAACGUGUAAAAAAUUCUGUCAUUUUCUACGGCACUUCUGAAACAACGCAACCUCGUCCCAGGGCUUCUCGGUUGCCGUCCCUUUUCCUGGCGAUAAUCCUGUAGUAUUGACGUCAUUUUCGGAUAUCACAAACGUCAUCCAAAGCUGUUAGCCGUAGGAUUUGAGCCAAUAUUUUGAAUGAAUAAUGAUAGCUAAUAUACGCAACCUCAGUGUCUGCUCUAUAAAAUAAACAUUUCUUACUGAAUGAUAGUAAUCCAAAGUUAACUUGCCUUUCGCUUUUAUUUAUAGAUUCCACUUCCAAACUAUGCUUGAAAGAUGUAAGUGACCAAGUCACAACAGAAUUCACCUCCAGGCUCAAAAGUGACACAGUUGCUUUGGAGAGGUUCUACCGAUCCUUUGGUCUUGAUCCUAGCAAAUUACGUACUAGGGGAUUGUCCGACAUGAAAGAGUUAUUUCCUGACACUCCUGUCAAGAUGUUGAAAGAUGUUUGUGAGGCACUGCAGCUGUUCGACCUUGUUGAGUUGUUGGACAAAGUAACAAAACCAAGAACACUUCGACCUGCUCUUCCCCUGAAGGAAAUAGAAAAUUUUUCUAGAACCAAUAACCGUCCCAUCAAGAUUUUCACGAAAGCGGAGGUGUUGAUCAUCAAUUGCUCUGGAGAAGACGGAGCAGAUUGUGGUGCUGAGAAUUUUGGUUCCUUUUUUAAAGUUUUGAACACGGAUAACCAAGUAACUACAUUGACAGCAAAGUCCUCCUGGAAUUUGAGUGAGCAACUGGCGAAGUUGACGGAAAGUAGAAUGACUAAAGAUUACGUAAUCGAGGAAGCAAAAAUUAAGGAAGAAAGGUUAAAAUACACUCUGGAAAAUAAAAUUCCAGAUAGAUACCGGUCUCCUCUAGAUCAAUGGUUUAUAGAAAAAGUAACCCUGGAACACGAUGAGCAAGUCUUGAGCAAAGGGGAGGCAGAAAUGAAAAAGGAACUAGGAGAUAUAAUGGAAAAAUCAAAGCGGUUGACAAAAGAAAUAAUUGCAAUAAACGAGGAGAUAAAAGAGAAAAAGGAGGAACUGAAGAGAGAGAAUGAGAAAUUCAAAAUAACUGUUUCAACCCAAAUCGACAAAUGGAUAAAACAGGCACAUUACGAAGGUAGGUUAACGCUAAUAGUUGACAUGGCCCUCUUGACCAGGAAAUUGAAGAACAUAAAACCCAGCUAUUUUUUCUCCGACUUUUUUUUCUUCUUUUUGCUGUGCUAUAGAUAUAGAGGCCGUACAACUAUGGGUAGCAAAAUAUUCAAACUGAAUGCUUAAUCGGUUGUUGAGGCCGUUUGGAGCUCUGUCGUCUCUAUGCCUCUUCUUGGGUGUGUCAGAUAUAUUGUUAAGAAUUGAACAGCUAUCUAAACAUAAAAUUGAAGAACUAAAGGAAGCACAGAAAGAGUCGCGGUUAAUUCAGUUGCUUUUUAAAAUGCUUUGCGAAAGUCAUAAGAAUAAGGCCUGAAAACGCGCGCGGCUCGAGGUUUGCUAGGGGUCUAGUGCCCAGCGUAGGUGAGGUUUUUGAAGUCUAGAACAUAAUUGAAAACUUUUUUGUUAAGUACUUUUUCAACAUUUUUUUCCUUCUGACUCUUUAUUAGUAAUUUCGCCUGCGGAAGUACAUUGCCACCAAAGGGAUAAUGGUUAAGGCGUAAUACCUCUGUAAUGCCAUUUUUAAAAAGCCUGAUGUUGUAGGUGGGUUACACUAGCCAUUUUACAUAUCGUUAAAUGGCUGUUGCCAACGGAGAAGCAACUUUUUGUGUGUGAUCGAUUUUCCCAAGGUGAAAUUGCCUCGGUGAAAUUUCCAUGGAUACGUCAAAAGGAACAAAAGAAUUAUGCACUAGUCAAUGUAAUUCCCUCCUUACCUGGCGGAAAAAUAGGUUAGAGAAAGUGAGUAAAUAUUCUCGCCCGUGCCAAUGUCUUCGUUUGUCCCCGCCUAUACCAGGGAAAUGGGGGAACUGCAGGGGGAACAGACUACACACCUUCACUGUCGUAACCCGUUAAAUACCUUUUGCAUAAGACCUCCUUCAGAGCGGAGUUUUUCAAAAUCAUUUUCUAUAACCUCUGCGAUCCAUGGUAUCUCUGCAGCCUCUGCAGUUGUGAUUCACGCGAUCUCAGAACACAAUGUUCAGCUAAACACUGCAUGUAGUGUGUGGUUUUUUUUUUGUAUUCAUCACACUCUUUUUGUGUGGAUCCGCUGGCACAGCAGGGCACUCUGUCUGGCAAAAAUAUGACGUAGAACUGUUAAGGGUAACAGGCUGCACAUCUAUAACGGCCUGAAUCCGUCUCUAUUAACCUUUUAUGUUUUGGCACUUGUUGUUAGAGCUUUGAGCUGUGUGUUUUUUUUCGAGAGAGAGACUUUCGAAAGACUUCAAUCUUCCGGCAGUAAAAUUCUCCGGUCUGAAUACCGCAAUAUCAAGUCAAAUCCAAGACCCCAUACCCCAUUUAGCUGGGCACUGUUGAUCGUCACACAUUGCUCUUGUUCCCCCCUAAAGUCCCCGCAUUGCCCGGGGUGGGGUGGGAUUUGCAUUGACUGGCACAUUGUCUAUGACAGUCCCCAAGGUGAAUUCCAUGAGUUGGUAAGAGCCUAAAGCAUUCAACCAAUCACGACAAAGUGAAAUGUACCAUACAGUAGAAAUCACGUGUUGUGUACAUACUUAGUCCGUUUGGCACCAAAUCGUACGGGCAAUUGGACUCAAAGAGUUCGAAAACUCAGCGACGACGAGUUUGAGCGUUGCUGCGAAUUAAUCAGUGUUUUUAUGUUCACGAAUAAAUUCAAAGUUUUCUAGGACACCUUGAACAGGUUGGUGUUGAAAAACUAGCGAGUGCUCCAGAAUUCAGUCCUUAUGAAGUCACUGAAACCAUUAUUAAAAACCCGUACUUUUGACUUUUGAGCUCGGAUGAAGUCAACGUCCUCGUUUUUAGUCUCGAAAUUAAGGUGACUCGACCUAGUUAUUUUGUGGGGGUACCAUCCUACUUUGAAGCUCUCUGGUAUCCCCACCUUUGCUAUGAUCGUAAGUCUAACAUAUAGCAUGGAUAAAAUAUAGAUCAAUCUACAAUAUAGCAUAAAAUGUUUGGCGAUCGGAGUAAAUGUCACGGGGAUACAGUGCCACGCCUCUUUGGGGUGUGAGUCGAAAUUCAGCUGUUGCCGGCAUUUUUUCGUGAACAUCUCUCGGCUACAUAUAGUGCGCAUUAGUGCCAUGCGUUGGACAGAGUUUCACUAAAAUCGCAAAAACCCAAUGCGAGAAAUUCAGCGGUUUCCAAAUUUAGGUCAUAAUUUAUGUAAAAAUGAUAAGCUAACUUAACACGAUUAUAUCUAAUAAACUAUGAGAUUUAUCCCUUUAUUUUGGGGAUCUUUAUAACAGAUGGGUCCUUGCAAGUCAGCAAAGAGUUUAAGAGUCCUUCUCACGAAAAAAGCAUUAUCUUAAAAAUCCGUAGUUUUUUUUUCCUUCAAAUGUUUUCAGGGCCACAAUUGAUUAACUAACUACCCGGCUUCUGAAUUCUGAAAACUCCCAAGCCCAAACUCAGCCAAAAUGCUAAAAAUCUUCAAUGUUUGCUCAAGUUUGGGCUUAUAGAAGAUAAUGUCACAGUUUUUCAACGACCAUGAAAUUCAGAAGCCGGGUAGUUAGUUAAUCAAUUGUGGCCCUGAAAACAUUUGAAGGAAAAAAAAUCUACGGAUUUUUAAGAUAAUGCUUUUUUCGUGAGAAGGACUCUUAAACUCUUUGCUGACUUGCAAGGACCCAUCUGUUAUAAAGAUCCCCAAAAUAAAGGGAUAAAUCUCAUAGUUUAUUAGAUAUAAUCGUGUUAAGUUAGCUUAUCAUUUUCACAUAAAUUAUGACCUAAAUUUGGAAACCGCUGAAUUUCUCGCAUUGGGUCUUCGCGAUUUUAGUGAAACUCUGUUCAACACGAGGCACUAAUGCGCACUAUAGGUAGCCGAGAGAUUUUCACGAAAAAAUGCGGCGACAGCAGAAUUUCGACUCAGACCCCAAAGUGGCGUUGCACUAUAACCACGUGACAUUUAUUGCUAUUAAAAGGGUAAAAUUAAAAAUUGUCGAAACCGUUUACGAUUUGUGUCAGCCUUCGAUGUUUACAGCGACGUUUUCCGGUGAAACCACGUUCAAGUUUUUUCUUCCCUUGGGCAACAGGUUAUCGCUUUGUAACCGCAAAAAUGAAAGUGAUUAAAACCCAAAGCAAACCCAACUCAAGCUAUUUCCGCAUGAUAAGAAGCUUUGGGGAAAAAGUCUAAUGUAUCCGUACCUAAGGCCAUUUUAAUUUUAGCACAGGGUUUUAGAAUCUCACUUUUGUCCCCAGGAGAGUACACUCAUAACUAUCAUUGGUGAAAAUAGUCUUUAAUCCUCGUAGUUUUGAAAGUGUCAGUGGUUUUGUUUUCGCUUUUCAGGCACAUCGACUCUCUUUGUCAUACUUGUUGUGAAUAGAUUCGAUCGUGGGUACUCUCAUGUUGGCUUUCUGGAAAGCAAGACAUCGAUAGCGGAAUGUUUGAAGGAGAAGUUGCCUCUCAUUCCAAACACGAAGUUAGUGAUAAUCAGUGGCUUGUCAAAGAUCUGGAAAAUGAAAGAAAUUCCUCCCGAAACUCUUCAGGUGUAUUUGCAAAGGCGGAAUGGACUAGGUGCGUUGCUAGAGCAUCUGAACAAGCGCUACAAGUCAUUGGACCUAAUUGCAGUAAUGAUGGAAUUGAGAAGGACUGUUUUAAUACCUUACGACCGUCCUUUUUCUGUUUAUGAAAUUGAAUUUGACGAUGACGACUGGUAUCAUCGACAUAAAAACAUCGUUCAAAUUCACGAAAACUUGUCUUCUCUUCCAAGACUUCAGAAAAUGGAACAAAUGUUGGAGAAAAGUGAUCCUUAAAGUACAGUUCAAUUGAAGUUAAAUGUUAUCAGCGGACACCAUCAAAGGUCCCGUGACAAGGGGCCCGCUUAAUCCUGCUUUAACUAUGUUUUUCUCUUGAUUCUUAUAGCUUAUUAGGCAUGUAAAAAAAGAAAAUUAAUGACUUGGUAUGGCGAAAACAUGUUUUCAAAUGAUACACAAUAGGUUGGUUACUUGGGAACUGCUCGUGACGUCAUUUGUGUAGAAAAACAGGGUCAAAAACAUAUCACUAGCUAUCUGUUCAAAUAGGGCAAACGUUUUAACGCUACACAUGUAAGGGUUGAUUUCCGGUGUCGCGUAAUUUUACGUCCGUACGUGCGGGAAAUUUACGUUCGCAAAUAAAAUAGAGGCAAUACAUGAAAGGUCGCUCGUAAGCGUAAACGUUGAACCACGCUUAACUUCUCGUUUAAGCUCAGCAUUUUUUAUCUUGCCUCUAUUUUAUUUACGUGAUUAAAAUUUACGUCCGCUAACGUGCGUAGCCAAAAACGCAUCAGUGGAAAUCAACCUUAAGUGUAAUAACUCUGUUGAUCUCAGUAUCGGCU